AAGCAGCGGACGCACAAUUACAGCGCUGCAUAUUUGUAGCGUUCGUCAGUCAGUCGGCGCAUCGCACAUGAGUUCAUGAGUUUUUAAUAACGCAGCGGAAGUUUUUUGCACCGUUCAUUGUAGUCGUUUUUGUUUUAUGCGAUGAGCAAAUCGCUCAGCAAGGAAUGCCGCUGUUGCAUCGAGAGAACAGAUUCUGCACAAUUUUAGACAUAAUAAAUGUGAAAACCCAGACCUCGUGAGCAAUAAUAAAACAUCAACGAAGCAUACGUAUAGUUAUUUAAACGUCGCACCAAAAUACCGUUAUACAUUUACAAAGCAUCAGACAUGAAACUACAUAAAAGCAGUUAUUUCCAGCGAAUGAAAUGAAUCAUUCAAGCGCGAGAAUCCACAGCAGCACUUGGUCCCGUUCACAUGGUGGUCGUUUAUGCACCGCAAUUUCCAGCCGCUGCGAAAUUGUCACGUGUUUUAUUGUGACCAAUGGUGGAUGCCACAAUUGAGGCGUUAUCUCGCACAUCGUAAUGCAACAUUGGAGUGGAAUUGCCAAAACGUGCAAUAGAUACGUUGUGUCGCCACGCCCCCACUACCACUAGAUGCAGUGGAAGAAGAAGUUUACUCGAUUGAAAGCAGCUACAGGAAAUUCGCGUGCGCGAAGAAUGCUUUGUUGUGGACGAAGAAAGGAAAAUGGAAGAUCAGUUCCUGAUGUUACCGCCAGCCCUGGUCGUGCGCCUCCUGGUCCCUUGCCGGCGAACCAAAUGCAAUCGUUGGCCAAUCAGCAGCAGCAACAACAAUCGCAACAUCAUCAGCAACAACAACAACAUCAGCAGCAGCAACAACAACGACCUGGUGGUAAGGAACCAGUCUUGCUGCAAGGUGACUUUCGCAAGGUGUCGGGUAUCAGUUCGGAGAUCUUUCGGCAGAUAGAAGCAGUCGAAAAUGAUCAUGAUCCGAAUACGGCAGCCGCGCUGGAGGCGGUGGAGAGAAGAGGUGAAAUGAUCGUGCGCAUUCUGGAGCCGCGUUGCAUCGGUGGAAAACAAGCCGUGGAGGCAGCUCACAAAUUGCUGUCCAAAGGAGACGCCCGACAUACAGUACAGCUUGUUGAGAUAGUGAAGCGUCCGGGCCAGACAUUGGGUUUAUACAUACGUGAGGGCAAUGGAGCUGACCGCACCGAUGGAGUUUUCAUCUCUCGAAUAGCAUUGGAAUCUGCAGUUUACAACAGCGGUUGUUUGAGGGUGGGUGAUGAAAUUUUGGCCGUUAAUUUGGUUGAUGUAACUCACAUGUCCUUGGAUGAUGUCGUAAUUAUAAUGUCAAUUCCCCGGAGACUGGUCUUGGCAAUACGCCAAAGACGUGACAGUCGGACUACGGGCUCGCCAGGACCACCAACGUUAUCACGGCCCGAACAAAAGCCACCGCCAGUUGUCGUAAUCAAACGUGAUCUCAGAGAUGAAGACUUAGAUGAGACAGAUCGCAUGCCAAGAUCCCGAUCAUCACGCGAAAGACGUACAGGAGAUGGACGUGAAAUGACCGAGUCUCGCUCUCGUCUCGGUUUGGGUCUGAACAACUAUAGCCCGCAAUCCGAGCAAUUGGACAUGUAUUACAAUACACGCACCGGUGUGAGUGCGAUGAAUGAGCCACCCAGUUGGGGUUACAAACCACCGCCACCACCUUCGGUAAUAACGGAACAGCCUAAAGGUCAUGCUUUUGCUCCUUCGCAUGCGUACUAUCAAAAUGCUGGCACCCUGGAGAGUUUAGCUGAGAAAGUGCACGCAUUCUAUCCCAGUGGCCCUUCCCGUCGUAUGUCCACUGGUACUGGUGUUGGUUUAGCGCAACAGCAUGCACGCUUUCCGCGAUCUGGAUCAGAUCAACAUUUACCACGUGUGGAAUAUGCAGAUUAUUCAAAUUCUUUAGGUCGUCAUUCUUUAUUACGGUCCAGCUUGAAACCAGGUACGGGAGCUGCACCCAUCGCGGUAGGUGGCACUCUGGGCCGUUAUGGCCGUUACGAACCACCGCGUCAAUCCUCCAAGUAUGCACCGCCAAAUAUAGGAGCUCAGUCGCUAACACGGCGUUCGCGGCCAAAUCUUGAUUAUUCCAGCGACACAGAGGCAACCAUAGGACCACGGCCAAGCUAUUAUUACUACAACCGACCUGCUGUGGGUAGCAUGCCACGCGGCGCCGGUGGAGCAGGUGUCGGUGGAGCCGGCAUGCUUGGGGGUGGGCCAGAUAUGGCUAAAUUUAAUUCACUGCCACGCGAACGUCCGGGUGUGCGUCUACAAGGUAUACGCUCACGCAUCGGCGAUCGUAUAAUGGAUGAAAGUGACGGUAACAUAUCGGCACCGGAAUUCAAUGCACGUCGAGAUCGCGAUCUGAGAUCGCGUAUAACGGCGAGUCCUUCAAUUUUCACUUCGGACGAGUACCGAGCGUGGUUGAGGCGCGCACCCAGCAGUUCAGCUAUAGCGGAGCAAAUGCGCAUGACGAGGGAUCUGCUUAGUCAGCCACGAUCACAUCGGUUUUCGUGCAGCGCUGAAAAUAUACACGAUGCGUUGAAAAAUACCGAAAGCAUUUACUCCAGUCGAACGGGCAUACUCGGAACUGGUACACUAGAUCGUCACUUAGGCAUGCCGCGUCCAAUUUCAGCAUUACCAGUCCGCUCGAUGUCAUCACAACACAUUGGAGGACCAUCAUCGAUACGUUCGCCAAGCAUACGUCGUAUGCGGCAACUACUCGAGCUGUCCGCUGGUCCGGCUAGUCCAAGUGGCAGUAUUAUGAGUACCGGCGGUCAUCAAAGUCCGGCGCCGACGCCCAGCGCCACACUACCCAGAACGCACAGACAAAUUGAUAUUAAUCCAGCGGAGUUUGCCAAGUACAAACUCGACAAACCGAUAGUCGAUAUUGGCGGUAUAUCGGGCAUGUUGUGGAUUCAUUUGCUUGCGGGCCGUGGCUUACGUUCGGCACCCGAACUAAGCGCACAGCACGUUGGUGGCCCACAUCAUGCUGCCCAAACACAGACACGUGAUCUAUAUUGUGUAAUUGAAUGUGAUCGUGUGCAUAAGGCACGCACAGUAGUGCGAUCCGGUGAUCUACAAUUCGACUGGGACGAGUCUUUCGAGUUGGACUUGGUGGGCAAUAAGCAACUGGAUGUAUUAGUUUACUCUUGGGAUCCGCAACAUCGGCACAAGUUGUGCUAUCGUGGUGCCAUUUCCUUGUCCAUACUGCGACAAUCACCGCUACACCAGUUAGCGUUAAAGGUGGAACCACGUGGUACUAUUUACAUACGUAUGCGGCAUACAGAUCCCAUAACGUUAUAUCGACGACGCGGCCUACCUAGCUUAAGAGCCGGCUAUCCCAUAUUAUUCGGCGCCGAUUUGGAAACGGUGGUGAAUCGUGAGUCUAAAGGCGCUCCCGGUAGUGCUCCUGUGCCAAUUGUGUUACGACGUUGCGUCGAGGAAGUGGAGCGGCGUGGCUUGGAUAUUAUUGGUCUGUACCGCUUGUGUGGCUCAGCAACGAAAAAGCGUCUGCUGCGAGAAGCCUUCGAGCGUAAUAGUCGAGCCGUGGAAUUGAGCCCUGAACAUGUUCCUGAUAUUAAUGUUAUAACUGGGGUGCUGAAGGACUACCUAAGAGAGUUGCCGGAGCCACUGUUUACGCGUUGUCUUUUCCAGAUGACUGUCGAUGCUUUGGCUGUUUGCCUGCCCGACGACCCCGAGGGCAAUGCGAAACUAAUGCUCAGCAUACUUGAUUGCUUGCCUCGUGCAAAUAGGGCAACUUUAGUAUUCCUGCUCGAUCACUUGUCGCUCGUCGUCUCCAAUUCGGAACGCAAUAAGAUGUCAGCUCAAGCUUUGGCCACCGUUAUGGGACCACCAUUGAUGCUACACGCCGCUAACGCUCAACCCGGUUCGGAUAUCGACCACGCCCAACCAAUUGCCGUGCUGAAAUAUCUGCUGCAGAUUUGGCCGCAGCCGCAGGCACAGCACCACCAAGCGCCCGGCGGCGGUCUCGUUAGCGCGACCGGCAUGAUGGGCAGCAUGGUUGGUGCGGGCGGUGCUCUGGCGGGCGCGGGCAGCAUGAGCAACAUGGCUGGCGGUGUUUCAGGUCGGCGCGGCGAGUCAACAGGGCAGCGUGGAAGCAAAGUCAGUGCGUUGCAAGCGGACAGACAACUUCUACUGCAGCAGCAGGCGCAGCUCAUGGCGGCGGGCAAUCUUCUACGCUCGUCCACUUCGGUAACCAACAUACUCUCACAAGGCCAUCAUCCGCUCUCAGCCACAGUCAACAGUCAUCUGUAUCAAUCAGUAGUGGGUCAGUUAGCUCAAUCGCCUCGAGCCUUGCAACAAGCGGUGCAACAGCCCCAUCAAUUGGCGGGCUCAGCGGCCUCAGCAAUUCUCGACCAAUCGCCACUGCCACUUCCAGGCACACCCUCCCCCGGCAGUAGUUCGGCAUCGACCGGUUCCGGCUCGGGAUCCGGUAAAAGUACUGAUACAAUAAAACGUGGUGCGUCGCCCUCCUCGGUCAAACAUGUGAAAAUACAAGAAUCCGCCAGUACGUAUUCCAUGACACAGAAAAAACUCACAAAAGACUCGCCAAUCGAUGACACUUCAUUUCCGUUAACCAGUGCCGAAGCAGCAGCAUCAACAGCGCCAACAAGAAAAGGUGUCGAAUUUUACGAACCGCACAAACCUCAUACGAAGAGUGACGAGAUCAGCAGUUACUCGAAAUAUGGCGAGUUGGGCGCAAAAACACGCACAUCCUACAGCGACACGAGCACUUAUGGUACGGGUGCUGGCAUUGGCGCAAGUAAAACGGCACUUUCGAGUCUCUCCACUGAAGAUUACAAAGCGAUGCGUAAUAAAUCGAGCGCCACAUCAUCAUCCUCCUCAUCACAAGCGACGGUUUUGAGUGCGGCAGGUUCCACUGCCACCUCAGCCCCGACCACAUCGUCGGAUGACUCGGAUGACCUUAUAUCAUAUAAGUCCUCAGCAUCAACGAACGCAUUGUUGGCACAAUCGCAAGCAAUGACCACAUCCCAGCUCAUGUCUAAGUAUCUUAAGCGGGAGCCGCGCGUACAGUUUACGCCAAUCAAAUCACCUGAUUCACCAUCGCCACCGGGUAGUGAUGGUCUGCCUAAAGGCGUUUACCACCUAACGACAUCGAACAGUAAAACGCCCGCUUCUACGGGCGCCAUUAGUAAACAUUCCGCGCCGAGUUCGAGCGAUCCCAAUGGCAGCAGCAAUCAUAAGGGCUCAUCACCGUCUAGGCAAGUCAGCGGCAAGGAAGCAUCAUCAUCAUUAUCAACGUCACUGGUGUCGACUGGUAGGCGACUAUUCGACAGUUUGGCAUCAUCAGAAGCCGAGGCACGACCUCAAGCGGGGGCCAGCAGCACAACAACAACAGCAGCAACGUCUGCAACAUAUAACGAUAGUAAAAGUGUAGCAAGUAGUCACAUUAGCAAUAAGCAACAAAGUUCAGAACACAGAAGUUAUGGUAGUAGUCUGUUUGGUAGUAGCGCGCAGGCUGGCACAAGUCCAUUCGCCACGGCCAACGGCAAUGGUAAUGGCGGCGGCGGCUCAGCGUCCAACGGCACUCACAAUGCCAUGCACUUGUACGGCACGUUGCCCAAAAAUGGUCCGGCGGCCAAUGCAACAAGUAACGGUUCCUCUGGCGGCGCUGGUGGCAUGUACGGUUCCACCACAUCCGCCUCAUACUAUUCGACAUCGUCAUCGUCGGGUGCGCACACAGCCAGUAGUAGCGGUGUGAGCUCAAUGACUGGUUCCACCACCAGCUACGACUACUACACGCCCGGUUCGGCUUCGUAUACGUCGGCGGCUAGCACGCGCUCUUACGGUAAUGGCGGUGGCAAUGGGGGCGGUGGUAAUUACCACACUUUGGGUACAUACAGGGUGCAGUAUGCCGCCACUAAUCCCUUUUUGGAAGCAUUCGAUGCGCCUGGCAAUGGUGGCGGCGCUGGUAACGGGGGCAACGGCGCGGGCAAUGGUAAUCGCAGUAGUAGCAAUAAUGGUGGUAAUGGACAGCAGCAGGGUAAUGGUAAUAGCGGUAGUAGUAGUCACAAUCGAACAUCGCUCUUGGCUGCCUUACAUGGUAGCGACUCGAAGAACGGCAGUGAUGAGUUUGACGAUCUGAAGUGAAAGCUUAAACGAAAUAACGAAGUGUGGGCGCACGAUUUUCAUACAGCAUUGCUUGGUGUGCUUAAAAGCGGUUGAAUUUAUAGCUUUUUAGUACAAUGAAGCAUUAUUUUGAUAUGAAAUUUAAACCGUUUUUUGAGUUGUUUCACAUUUUAGUUUCGAAAUUUACUUUCAAAACCAAGGAAAUAUUUUCUGUGGACAUUUUGGUGUGAGCAAGUGCGAAAUUGUUCUUGUUCACAGUUCUUGUGUUCUUCGAAGCGUAAUUAAGAAGUAGAGUAAAGUAAAGAAAGUAGAAAAAGUGAAAGAGAAAGCUUACAUAUUCAUUUCGAUUAGAUUUUGAAAUAGAUUUGUAUCUGUUGCUUGACUGACGGUUUCUAACUGACUAGUUGACUGUUGGGUCCUUAAAAAUGUCAAAUAAGCUGGCAGCUGACAGUUGGUGAUCUUCCAAACGUAGAAAAGCUGACAAUUGAUAGUUU
This is a messenger RNA of Bactrocera tryoni, 6604 nucleotides long. RefSeq names its product rho GTPase-activating protein 100F (gene RhoGAP100F). Bases 591 to 6131 code for a protein of 1846 amino acids. Gene Ontology annotation, molecular function: protein binding. Gene Ontology annotation, biological process: signal transduction. Lineage: Eukaryota; Metazoa; Arthropoda; Insecta; Diptera; Tephritidae. The transcript has 13 exons. The record is from RefSeq and is a predicted model, not a curated record.